Messenger RNA from Monomorium pharaonis (pharaoh ant), 3230 nucleotides. RefSeq names its product bifunctional 3'-phosphoadenosine 5'-phosphosulfate synthase (gene Papss). Gene Ontology annotation, biological process: 3'-phosphoadenosine 5'-phosphosulfate biosynthetic process; sulfate assimilation. Gene Ontology annotation, molecular function: ATP binding; adenylylsulfate kinase activity; sulfate adenylyltransferase (ATP) activity. The record is from RefSeq and is a predicted model, not a curated record. The coding region runs from base 1189 to 3147 and encodes 652 amino acids. The transcript has 7 exons. NCBI's taxonomy places the organism in Eukaryota, Metazoa, Arthropoda, Insecta, Hymenoptera, Formicidae.
CUUUAUUUUUAAUUAAUUUAUCAAAAACUGAUGUAUUUAUAUUGAUUCUUUAAUCAAUCUAAUUAAUUCUAAAAGAAAUAUAUUUUGAUUAAAUAAAAUUAUUAACAAAUGAUAUAAAUAGAUAUACACAACAACGUAUAUGAACGUGUGUAUCCAUGUAUGCGCGCGUGCAUGCGUGCAUGCGUGCGUGCGUGUGUGUGUGUGUGUGUGUAUGUAAAACUGAAAAAGUAAUUAAGAAUGUGUAGUUUAAAUAAUGAGUUGCAAACCAUAUACACAUACAUAUGUAUGGUCUGUCUGUCUGUCUGUGUAUGUAUGUGUAAUUGAUAGAGAUUACCAAUUAAUCCUCAACAAAUACAUGUUUUGUUAAUUUGAUAGUCUUUAGUGGAAAGUCUUUAAUUUAAAAAAAUUGAUUAAAGAUGUGAAGAAAUAACUUUUGAGAUCCCGCCUUUUCCUCACAACUUAUCUGCAUUAAGAAGCAAAUGUAUAUAUUCCACUCGAGUACCCUUUUGAAUAGUAUAUAAUUCCUCAAUUAUUACCGUACAUGUUUUAGCUUGUAUUCCAUGAAAAUUUUAAAUUUAAAAAAAUUACUCAAAAAGCUAUUUUUAUACAGACAUUACACAUUCCAAUAAUUGUAUCUUGAUAGUUUUGUAUCAUUAUUAUCGUUAUUAAUAUCAUGAUUUCCUUGUUAUCAAUUGAUUACACUGUACGUGUUACACUGUAAUAUAUAUUUACAUAGAUCAUAAUAUUACAUAAAAUCUCUCACAAUAGUGUACAAUAAAAUUUAUAUGUAGCAUUUCUCACAUCAUUUUCGAAAUUAUAUUCAGAUUCUUAAUUAUCUAUUUUUUUCUGAUAUUCCAUCAGCAUGUGGUUUUGAUUAUGACGUUUGUGGCAUGCAUGCCUUUUAAUUUAAUAUUUAGAAAAUCUGCGAAAAUAUAUACACAACCAAUUUUGCAAUGUAGAACAGGCACUUAUGCCACUUAUGUUUGUAUCGACAACAAUGCGAGAGAUUCUUUGAGAUUUUAAAUGUGAACAUUUUGACGUGAAUUUUGUAAUUUUCUUUCACAGACGAUCACUUAAUAUAUUAAUUUGUAGCAAAUAAAAUGUUAAGAUUUUUCUUUUUCACUGUACAUGUUUAACAAGUCACAGCUUGACUGUGUUAAAGAAUAAAAUGUAUUUUUAUUCAUACGUAUGUCAUGUAUUUCACAUAUAAAAUUUGUAAAUAUUUAUACCUAUGAUUUCUCCACUGAAAUAAUACAACCGGAACGUGUGCAAGCGCCAGUGUCGCGAUCCAGUAAAGAGGGUUCUUCUUUAACCCGAUGGUUUUCUGUUCUUCUCAGGACACAGUACCACGACUUCACAGAAUGUUGGAGUAACAAUCAUGGAGAUCUGCGCGAACGUGUCGGAACAACCGCAUCACGUAUCCAGAGUGAAACGAGGGCAAGCGAUUGGCAGUAUUCGGGGCUUUCGAGGUUGCACGGUAUGGUUGACUGGUCUCUCUGGUGCUGGCAAGACAUCCAUCGCAUUCCAGAUGGAAGCCAUCUUGGUGAACCAUGCAAACAAGAUAGGAAAGAAAACAUUCAAAGAGUGGCUGAAGUAGCAAAGCUCUUUGCUGAUAGUGGACAAAUUUGUCUCUGCAGCUUUGUAUCACCGUUCGAAGAGGAUAGACAAAUGGCAAGGCAGAUUCAUAAAGAAGCUGACUUGCUCUUCUUCGAGGUGUUCGUAGAUACACCCUUGCACAUUUGCGAAGCUCGCGACACUAAAGGCCUUUACAAGAAAGCGCGACAGGGUACUAUUAAAGGUUUCACCGGUAUCGAUCAAACGUACGAGAGGCCCACGAAACCUGAUUUAAUAGUCAAGACUGAGAAUUGCACUCCUGAAGAGUCGGCCUCGACUGUAAUUGAACUUUUAGAGAAGCACCACAUCAUUCCACAGCUUGGAAAAUCGUCAGAUCUAAUCAAGGAGCUCUUUGUACCGGAUUCUAGGCUAACUGCCACGAAAAUGGAAGCGGAAACUCUGCAGGACAUGGAAAUCGAUCAAUUGGACGUACAAUGGUUGCAAGUGCUUGCGGAAGGUUGGGCGGCACCUUUGACUGGAUUUAUGCGGGAACAUGAAUAUCUUCAGGCCCAACACUUGCGGUGUUUGCUCAAAAACGGCAAAGAGGUGAACCAAUCAAUACCAAUUGUUCUCGCGAUAAGCACGCGUGAUAAGAAUCGCUUAGAAAACUCUCUCGCUGUAACCUUGAGGCAUAAGGAGAAAGCUUUGGCCAUCCUACGAAGACCAGAAUUUUAUUUCCAUCGAAAAGAAGAACGUUGCAGUUGGCAGUUUGGGACUAAUAACAUAGGACAUCCCUAUGUUAGAAUGAUUUAUGAUUCUGGUGAUUGGCUGAUGGGCGGCGAUCUCGAAGUAUUGGAGAGAAUUAAAUGGCACGAUGGGCUCGACAAGUACAGGCUCACUCCAAAUGAGAUCCAUGCCAAAUGUCGGAAAAUGAAGGCUGACGCUGUAUUUGCCUUCCAACUAAGAAAUCCUAUUCACAAUGGACAUGUGCUGCUUAUGCAGGAUACAAAGAGACGAUUGUUGGAGGAGCGUGGUUUCAAAAACCCUGUGCUGCUGCUGCAUCCACUAGGUGGCUGGACGAAAGAAGAUGAUGUGUCCCUGUACACCAGGAUCCUGCAGCAUAAAGCCGUUCUGGACGACGGUGUGCUGGAUGCUAAUUCUACGUUAUUAGCCAUCUUUCCCAGCCCGAUGAUGUAUGCUGGACCAAUCGAGGUGCAAUGGCACGCAAAAGCUAGGAUGAACGCUGGCGCCAAUUUCUACAUUGUAGGUAGGGAUCCUGCUGGUAUACCACAUCCAAACAAGGAUGCCACGCCUGACGGCAAUCUGUAUGAUCCCACUCACGGUGCAAGGGUACUUUCCAUGGCCCGAGGCCUUCAUAAUCUCGAGAUUAUUCCCUUCAUAGUCGCUGCAUAUGACAAGCGGAAUGGUAAGAUGGCGUUCUUCGAACCCGAACGGAAGCAAGACUUUGAAUUUAUUUCGGGAACAAAAAUGCGAGGAUUAGCAAAGAUUGGUCAAAGUCCCCCAGAUGGUUUCAUGGCACCUAAAGCAUGGCAAGUACUCGUGCAAUACUAUCAAAAUCUCGACAAGAAUUAAAUUUUAACUCACUAACAAGUAACAAAUGUUUAAUUUAUAAACAAUUUUAAGUGGACUUUAAUAAACUUUAAUUUGAGUUUUAA